CUUUCUCUCUGGCUUUAACCCCCUUUCCAAGUCAGAUUUAUUUGUAAACCAUUUUUUAAAUCCUGCGCUGUUUGGGCUGUUCAAGAAGGCCGCCUGGAAGCUCAGUACAUUUUUGCUCCUUUCUUUUUUUAUCAACAGUCCAUUUACAUUCUUCUAUGAGGCCGUAGAAUCAGUUUUUUCUUAUCAGGGAAAGAAAAUGCCACGUUCCUUUUUGGUGAAGCAGCCGAAGGUUCACGAUUUCUCAUCUUCCAACUACUACCAUCAGCACCAGCAGCACUGGGACGACUCUUACACUGUGACACAUGCCAUCACAGAGUCGGCCACCAACUUGGCGGUGCGUUUAAGUGAAAAUGGCUACAUCCAUGAUUACAUCAUCCCCUCAGUGUUGCAGAGCACAAAGGAGCCAGGUCAUGACCAAACCGGGCUCUCCUCAGUGCCCCUGUACUCCCCAGGUGGGAGUGGCGGGGAAGAGUUUUCCGACCACGACAUGGAACAUCCAGACAGUCCCGUAUCCACCGGCACAGUCGAGUCAGACAGUAGCGGCCCUGAGUUGGAGGCGUGCAGCAUCAACGCCUUCCUGAUCUCUGAUGGCCGCUCCCGCCGGAGGCCCAAUCAGAGGCGUCCUCGCAAGGCAGACAGCCAAUCAGACAGCAGCGAAGGUGUGAGCUCGGCAGAGUGCAGCCCCACCAAAGUGAAAUCCAAAGGGCGCCACAUGUGCAGCGAGUGCGGCAAGUCUUACGCCACUUCUUCCAAUCUGAGCAGACACAAGCAGACUCACCGCAGCCUUGACAGCCAGCAAGCAAGAAAGUGCCCCACCUGCCACAAGGUGUACGUGUCCAUGCCGGCGCUGGCCAUGCACAUGCUGACCCACGACCUGAAGCACGAGUGCAAGGUGUGCGGCAAAGCCUUUAGUCGACCCUGGCUCCUGCAGGGCCACAUGAGGUCCCACACUGGGGAGAAACCGUUUGCAUGUGCCCACUGUGGCAAAGCCUUCGCAGACCGCUCCAACCUGCGCGCCCACAUGCAGACGCACUCGGCCUUCAAGCACUACUCCUGCAAACGCUGCGACAAAAGCUUUGCACUCAAGUCGUAUCUGAACAAGCACUAUGAGUCGGCCUGCUUCAAAGGGCACCAACCAGAGGAUGACUGCAGCUCUGAGGACUGAUUAGGAAACAUUACUCUUUUUAAUUUCUAUUUAUAUACUUUUUAAGAGUUCGUACAACAAAGUCAGAGAAAAGCUUGCAACUUCUCAGGCCUGUCUCAUGCAUGCAUCAUAAUCCUGCCUUUUUAUAGAAGCAAUAACCUCACUUGAAAUUAUUCAGGAAUUAUGUAUGAAAUUCAUAAAAAUCUCAGUGUUGAUCACAAAUAUAGAAUAUUUUAUAUUGUUUUUUAUAAAUUGAAUUGCAAUAAUUUACAUGCCAGUAUUAUUUUUUAUGCUAACUAGCUCUUAAUUUACCUCAAACAUCUUAAUUGUUAAAAAAAAUGUAUUUGUGUAUUUAUUAAUUUAUUUAACUAUUUAUUUUCUAAUUUUGAAGAUUAUUUAUUUAUUAUUGGUUGAUGUAUUUGUGAACUUAACAUGGAUUUAUGAGAAGCCAUGUAUUGGAUUUGUUGAAAACAAAAGCCAAAAUAUAUUCUGACUCUAUAGUUCUCUGUCUGAUCAAUUUGGUGAUGACAAUAAAACUGAUGAAAAUAAAUGAUUGCUAAAACAGAUAUUUUUCUGUCUAUAGCUUCAAGUCCAGAAUAAGGGCAGUCACGUUUUUAUUCA
Molecule: messenger RNA, 1765 nt
Organism: Centropristis striata (black sea bass)
Lineage: Eukaryota; Metazoa; Chordata; Actinopteri; Perciformes; Serranidae
Product: transcriptional repressor scratch 2-like
Exons: 2
Coding region: 197-1165 (322 amino acids)
Biological process (GO): regulation of DNA-templated transcription
Molecular function (GO): RNA polymerase II cis-regulatory region sequence-specific DNA binding; DNA-binding transcription factor activity, RNA polymerase II-specific
Source: RefSeq, a predicted model, not a curated record